CUUAAUUACUUCCUUCCCUUGAAGUUGCUUUUGUCCUUACUUAUCCUUACUUUCACACUGCGUUUGCUAAAAUCCACUUUCCCUCCUUCCUUUCUGACCUUUUCCCACACUUUCUUCUUUUCAAACCCACUUUUUUCCUGGCAUCUUUUCCUAAUUUCUGACUGAAUUCUCCCAUAAUGCCUUCCAUCCAUCGCUUAAAAGCCUAAUUUCCUGCCUGAAACUUACCUCCUUACAUCCACCUCAGACCCGUUUUUUAAUAUUGCAUCCUAACCUCUAUCCUUACUUUUUUGGAACACUUUUUAUUCAUGAAUCCUUAAAUACCUUCCUUCAUUCGCUUAAAUCUACUUAAUAUUCUUCUUCUAGAUCUAUCUAUGUUGGAUGCAUAAUGCGAUAGCAUAACAGGUUGACCCACUAAAGCAAAAGAGGAAAUACCCGCUAUCAUGACAAUAAAGGUGAGGCAGCCUCAAAGUACCCUUAGAAUGACCAAGAGUGAACAGCGAACAACACAACAGUCAUAACAACUUCAGGCACGACAAUGAAUGUCUCCAACAUUUCCUAUGACUACGAGUAUGAAGACGAAGCAUGCGAAAAAGGCGAGGUGGUCCAAUUCGGCUCCAUUGUGGUUCCCGUUUUCUUCUCGCUCGUGAUCACGCUGAGCCUCAUCGGAAACCUCCUGGUCCUCGUCAUCCUGGCUUUGUACGAGAACCUCAAGUCCCUAACCAACAUUCUCAUUCUCAAUCUGGCUGUGUCGGACCUGGUUUUCACCAGCGGACUCCCCUUCUGGGCCAUCUACCACAUGUGGGGCUGGCUCUUCCACGCCGCCCUCUGCAAAAUCGUCACUUUUGUCUUCUUCAUCGGCUUUUACAGCAGCGUGCUCUUCCUGACCGUCAUGACCGUCUACAGGUAUCUGACCGUGGUCCGCCCGCUGUCCGACCUGAGACCAAAAUCCACAACCGUGGGGGUUCUGGUGUCCAUCCUGCUGUGGAUCAUCAGCAUCGGAGCGGCCGUGCCCUCACUGCUUUUCAGUAACAUUGUCUCCAUCCCACACAAGGACAAACCCUCCCUCGGCUGCGAAUACGAGGACGACCUGUGGGCAACGGUUGGUGUUUCCCAACAGAACCUCUUCUUUUUGGUCGCCUUGGCGGUCAUGGCGUUUUGCUACUGCAAAAUACUGGGCAGAAUCGCGAGAACCAGAUCACACACGAAGAGCCGUGCGGUGAAACUCAUCCUGUGCAUCGUGGUGGCCUUCUUCCUGGGCUGGGUGCCGUACAAUGUGGUGAUCGUUUUGAGACUUUUAGCGAACAAGUUGCUUCCACCUUUUGAAGACUGCGACGUAAGUAUCCAAAUCGAUUACGCGUUCUAUGUGUGCCGGCUCGUUGCCUUCUCCCAUUGCUGCCUCAACCCGUUUUUUUACGCGCUGGUAGGCGUGAAGUUCAGAGGUCACCUGAAGACAAUGUUAUGUAAGGUGUUCAGAGGACCAAUCCCUGUUGAGACACGCCAGGGGAGGAUGCAAAAUUUUAUCUCGCAGGGAUCAAUGUAUUAGUGUGGUUGUUAGAAUUAACGGUUUAGCGUCAUGGAAUAUGAUUGGUGAGGGUUCGCCACGGGCUCGGUCGGGCAAGUGUGACGUUUUAUUGUAGGAUUAAGGGUUAGUUUAAGCGUGUAGUCAGAGUUAGGUUUAGGCAAUUUG
Molecule: messenger RNA, 1687 nt
Organism: Hippocampus comes (tiger tail seahorse)
Lineage: Eukaryota; Metazoa; Chordata; Actinopteri; Syngnathiformes; Syngnathidae
Gene: xcr1a.1
Product: chemokine (C motif) receptor 1a, duplicate 1
Exons: 2
Coding region: 536-1543 (335 amino acids)
Biological process (GO): immune response; cell chemotaxis; positive regulation of cytosolic calcium ion concentration
Cellular component (GO): external side of plasma membrane; membrane
Molecular function (GO): C-C chemokine receptor activity; C-C chemokine binding
Source: RefSeq, a predicted model, not a curated record